AUCGUGGAGGACACACAUAGAUAUAUCAACCAGUCAAGUUCUAAUGUCAGAGAGCAUAUGAGAAAUCAUGAAGUUUGACGAUAUUUUAGGAGAGAUAGGUGAAUUUGGAAAAUACCAACGAUGGGUUUAUGCGAUGGUUUGCAUCAUAGCUCUACCGGUAGCAUCUCAUCAGAUGGCUCAAGUCUUCCUGGCAGGUGCAUCCGAUCAUUGGUGUGAUGUGGCAGCAUGGAGCGAAGAAGAUUGUUCUAAAUGGGAUUACAAUGAAGCACAGUGCACUGAAGCGAAGAGAAACGCUAGUUCACCCAUCAACGCGACUGAAGAUGAGUCACAGUGUUACAAGUAUUCCUUAGUCGAUGAGCUCUUCUUCCAUCCGGGUCUCGAUCCUGUCAACUACAAUGAUACCACAACCAUUAAAUGCAACGACGGAUGGGUCUAUGAUAGAAGUCAGUAUAAAUCAUCACUUAUACAAGAGUUCAACCUGGUAUGUGAUGAUGCUAACUUGGACAGCUUGGCUCAAUCGUUAUUCUUUUUGGGAGUACUGAUAGGGUCCCUGUUCUUUGGAACCCUCGCUGACAGCUUUGGUCGCCGUAAAACGCUCUUUAUAGCGCUCGCCCUUCAGAUAGCAGCCGGUAUAGGUGUUGCGUUUGCACCCAGCUACUGGUGGUUCGCUAGCCUACGUGUCAUCGUAGGGAUCGCUAACAUGGGAGUCUUUCUUCUGUGUUUCGUUAUCGGAACGGAGAUGGUCGGGCCUAACAGAAGAACUGUAGCAGGGAUGAGUAUACAGAUUGCAUUCUCUGGUGGUUACAUAAUACUAUCUCUCUUCGCAUACUUUAUCCGUGACUGGUUCACUCUCCAGCUCGUCAUCACUCUACCAGCUCUCCUGUUCUUUGGCUUCUACCCAUUCUUACCCGAGUCACCACGUUGGUUGAUCUGUAAAGGACGUACUGAAGAAGCCACAAAGAUCAUCCAGAAGGCCGCUGAUACCAAUAAGAAACAGUUACCUGAUCCAAUCUUUUCCCCAGAAGAACUCAAGGAACAGCAAGAAGCUCUGAACGCUAAGCAAGCCACGGUUAUCGUGCUCUUCCGAACACCUAACCUCCGAAUCCGUACUAUCAACUGUAUGUUUAAUUGGUUCGUGAAUACCAUGGUAUAUUAUGGUCUAUCCUUAAGCACCUCUGAUCUUGGAUCGAAUGAUUACAUAGCAUUCUUCAUCUCUGGUGCUGUGGAGAUACCUGCAGUUAUCACGGGUAUCUUUGCUAUCGAUUACUUUGGUCGAAAAUGGAGCACCUUUGGCUAUAUGAUUUUUGGAGGCGUCGCCUGUCUGUGUACCAUAUUCACUCCUCCUGGACCCUGGGCGACAACGAUUGCUAUGUUGGGCAAGUUCGGUAUCACAGCAUCGUUUGCUAUCAUCUACGUCUUCUCGGCUGAGCUCUUCCCCACUCCUGUCAGGAGUGCUGGUGUGGGUCUUUGCUCCAUGUGUGCACGUGUUGCUGGAAUCUUAUCCCCGUAUGUUCUACUCCUGAGUGAUUAUUGGGAGCCUCUACCAGUCCUCAUCUUUGGUAUCCUGUCCAUCACCGCCGGGAUUCUCAUUCUCUUUCUUCCUGAAACGCUGGGAGCUCAACUUCCUCAAACUAUCGAAGAAGGAGAACUCUUUGGAACGAAGAAAGGGAAAGAUCUGGAUCUUGAAGACCAGAAAGGAGAAACCUACACUCUCCAUACCAUUUCAUCUUCAAUGGAUGAGAAAAACAAGGAAGACAACGGACACGUCACCCAGGAAGACAACGGACAUGUCAACCAGGCUUUCGAGGAUAAUAAUAUCUAGAUUCAAAUCUCUACCAUUCUCUACUGUUAUACCAACGCACAUAUUAAGACUAUUAUACUGUUUUUCUGGUGGCUCCAUCCAAAUUGUGUAUCUUUUUUUCCUCAUUCUGUAUCAUUUCACUUUCUUAUCUUGAAUCGUCAAUAUGAAAAGGCGUGGUGGCUCAGGGGUACAGCAGUUGUCUCGUAACUGGGAGAUCCCGGGUUCGAAACCAAGUCAAAGCGCUCGUGUCCUUUAAUAAGGCAUUAAUCCUCGUUACCAAGUCCCUCGGACAUGACCCAAAUCCGUCGGUCCCCUGGUUGUUCAUUUACUAGCAUAUAAUGCUCUCUUAGCAGACAGGUAAUACAAUCAUCAAACAAACAAUACCAUUUGUAUUUUGAUUUGUUACAGUUUUCAGUUAGUUACAUUUACACAUUUUUAUUUUUAUUUUUGAAGAAAAGUUAAAUGAUCUUGAACUUAAACCUUUUCCUGUCCGUCCGUUUCUUGGCAUGGACUUACAAAAUACACAACCUGAGGUCAAUCAACUAUUAUGUAUGUACACUUGUCAUAAGCCAAACUUUGUUAAUCGAUAAACCGCAAAUAGGUGAUACAAUAUAUUACAUACUUAACCAGGCAAACCAACUUUCUCUACUCCACCACUUUAAAAACUGGAGUAAACACUCAAUAUUGAUAACAAGUCAAUCUGGCCUUUGUUCAAACUGCUUAUUUCUUUCCCCAUGUCUGUUUCAAUGUUUGUAUUUUCAUAUUUUAUCAAUUGAUUUAUACUGCAAUGUUUCUGUAAGAAUAUGAUGGGUGCCUCGACAGAACUCUCGAGGUGUUUCUUUUUCCUACCAACAAUUUUAUUUGCAUUUCUUUGUUUAUUCCGUUGCAUAUUUUUCUUUUCUUCUCCUUUUUUUAAUUAUAUUUGUAAAUUUUUCUCUUAAAAUUUGUAAAUUGCUAAAUAUUUCUACAUGUAUAUGUAUUUGCAUUUUUAUCUGUUUAAACUGAAAUAAAUGAAUAAAUUGUAACAAGUGAUACAAAAAACCUGAUGAGUGUAAAUGACCUUUACCUUCAUCGAGUUUCUCUUAUAUAAUGUUAAUAUAGAUAUAUUGACUGCUAUGAGAGGCAUCGCUGUUUCAGGUUCAAGGGGACGUUACAUCUUGCUAUGAACCUGAGGCGCGCCGCGGCGAUCCCCGAGAGCCAGUGUAGAAACAGCUAUGCCUCGAAUAUUAAAGCAGUCCAUAUAU
Strongylocentrotus purpuratus (purple sea urchin) is the source of this 3045-nucleotide messenger RNA. Its product is annotated as organic cation transporter protein. Gene Ontology annotation, molecular function: transmembrane transporter activity. The coding region runs from base 68 to 1822 and encodes 584 amino acids. Gene Ontology annotation, cellular component: membrane. NCBI's taxonomy places the organism in Eukaryota, Metazoa, Echinodermata, Echinoidea, Camarodonta, Strongylocentrotidae. The transcript is spliced from 11 exons. Gene Ontology annotation, biological process: transmembrane transport. The record is from RefSeq and is a predicted model, not a curated record.